GGUCAGACUGGCCAGGUGAGUUUCCCCGCGGUAAUGGUAAUUCAUGUUAAUGCCUGAUCUGAGAUCAGUGUGAGAGUGGCGAAGAACAAAGAGAGGGUGACAUUCAAGAUGUUGCUACCUGUUCACUGAGAAAAAUAGACGGAGAAUUAUCAGCAGUCCAGGUCCCGAUGUCUUCAGGAGGAAUUGGUUCUGUCACCAGGUUCGACUGGAUGCAGGAGAUCCCACAUUAUGACCAGGUCCCUGUGGGCUCCUUAUGGAGGGACCCAGAUCUCCCUCUGCCCCCGGCAUCCUUACAUGGAACAGUGCCUGCCGCCAGCUUAGACCCCCUUCCCCCUCCCCCUCUACCAGAACAGCCAGCUGUUGGGCCUGAAUCCUUCUACCCCCCCAGCGAUGAUGAGCCAAUGGAGGGCGACUGUGAUGCCAUGGACAUUAAGCCGAUCCGCCGCUUCAUCCCAGACUCUGUCAAGAACUUCUUCCGUGGCAACAGCGGUAACCGUAGCAGCAAGGGUUGGUCCAUCACACCUUCUCCACCACCUCUACCUGCCCCUCACUCCCCUGACCCCUCGUCCAGGAAGAGCUGGAACUGCCACACCACAGCGGGAAUCCCGUGCUCACCUCCCCACUCCACUCCUCCAUCUCCGUCCCUUCCCGGCUCUUAUCGAGACCCCUACGGCGGCUCUGGGGGCAGCAACAUCUCUCAGAAGGAGCGAGACGGGCUGCUGCUGGGUGCUGAAGCCCUUGACUCUGCAUCCGCAGUGCCCACCAAUCUCUCAGCCCUGACCUACCUGGAGCGGGUGGAGGAGUACCACCAGCGCUACGCCUACAUGAAGUCCUGGGCUGGCCUGCUGAGGAUCCUGGGCUGUAUAGAGCUGCUGCUGGGAGCUGCUGUGUUCGCCUGUGUCUGCGCUUAUGUUCAUAAGGACAAUGAGUGGUUCAAUAUGUAUGGAUACUCCCAGCCGCAGCUGUUUGGGGGGCUUGGUGGAGGUGCUGGUGCAUAUGGAUAUGGGGGCGGUUACUACACAGGCCCCAAGACACCAUUUGUCCUGGUGGUGGCUGGUCUUGCGUGGAUAGUGACUGUCAUUCUGGUCGUCCUUGGGAUGACCAUAUACUACAGAGCCAUCCUUCUAGACUCUUCUUGGUGGCCGCUCACAGAGUGUUCAAUCAACCUAGUCUUGGCGGUGCUCUAUUUGGCAGCAGGGAUAGUGUAUGUGAGGGACACCACUCGAGGGGGGCUGUGCAACAUACCAGUCUUCAAUAAUGGAGUAAACGGAGCGUUCUGUCGCACAGAGGCCGGCCAGACAGCGGCCAUCAUCUUCCUCUUCAUUACCAUGGUGCUCUACUUCAUCAGUGCAGGAGUGUGUCUGAAGCUGUGGAGACAUGAAGCAGCCAGGAAAAGAAAGGAGGAGCUGGCACAGGAGAUGAAAACUAUUGGAUCAUCAGUCCCCCUUUCUAUAUUGGGUCCAGCCUCCAGGGCCUCAGAGCAUACUCCUCUCCCCACCAUCCAGCCAGACAUCAUGGAUGCCCCAAACAACUCUGCAGCUGCUUCUCUGAUGGCGCUGGAGCCAGAGAUCCUCCGAGGUCACAUACCAGCUGGACACAUCCCCAAACCUGUCGUUAUAGCUGACUAUGUGGCGAAGUACCCAAGCAUCCGCUCAGAGGAGGAGAGGGACCAGUACAAGGCUGUGUUCAAUGACCAGUACGCUGAGUACAAGGAGCUGCACGCUGAGGUUCAGGCCAUGGCCAAGAAGUUUGUAGAAAUGGACGAGAUGAUGCAGAGCCUUCCCUCCCGGCCUUCCAGCCAAAUGGAGAAGGAGCGAAUCACUAGCAUUUUAAUGGAAUAUCAGAAGAAGAAAACUGAUCCAUCGUAUUUGGAAAAAAGGGAUAGGUGUGAGUACCUAAAGAACAAGCUCUCCCAUAUCAAACAGAAGAUUCAGGAGUACAACAAGGUCAUGGACUGGAAUGAUACAGGGGUUGAGUUCCAGUUGCAUUUCAAUAUGCCGAGCAACAAACACAGGCCCCCGCCGUACCAGACAAGUGCUAGCAAACAUCACAACAGCAGACACAGGCACAGUGAGCUCAUGUCCAAUCCAGCCUUUUCCUACUACCCAGGAGAGAAGAUGUUUCACUUCUAUCGCUGGACGUCACCACCGGGGGUGAUGAAGAUAUUGUGUAUCAUCAUCAUUGUCAUGUGUGUGGCUAUGUUUGCCUGUGUCGCCUCCACGCUGGCCUGGGACUACGAUAUGAGCCUCAUGGGUCUGGGAGGUGGAGCUGGCUUGGUGCCAGGUUAUGGUUAUGGUGGCUCAUACGGCGGCUCAUACGGUGGCUCUUACGGCGGCAGUUAUGGCAGCUCAUAUGGAGGUGGCAGUGGCAGUGGCAGCUCCUAUGGCUAUGGAGGAACGGAAAUGGAUCCCGUAGCUGGCAAAGGCUUCAUCAUCGCCAUCGCUGCCAUUACCUUCAUAGCUGUACUCAUCAUAUUUGUGUUGGUUGUUUCGAGGCAAAAUGCUGCCCGCUCAUCAAAGUUCUACCUAGCAACCAUCAUCAUCUGUGCCAUCUUGGCAUUUCUGAUGAUCAUCGCCACUAUUGUGUACCUGGUGGCGGUGAACCCAACAGCCCAGUCCACAGGGUCUAUGUACUACAGCCAGGUCCGCCAGCUGUGUGCCCAGUACCAGACCCAGAGCCAGGCCCAGGGCAUCUUCCUCAACCAAUACCUGUACCAUUACUGUGUGGUGGAGCCCCAAGAGGCCAUAGCUAUUGUCCUGGGCUUCCUUGUGUUUGUUGCCCUCAUCAUCCUGCUGGUGUUUGCAGUCAAGACUCGCUCCAAGAUCAGGCACUGGGGACGGGACCGCAUUCUCUGGGAGGAAGUGAAGGUCAUCAAUGAUGGUCUACACAACAGCGUUGGGGAGUGGGUGAACAAUGUGUCUGGUGACCCAGAGGUGCAGCUGAAUGACCAUAAUCACAAAGUUGGGGGGUCCAGAGACUAUCUGAACCAGCUGGACCACAACAAGCCUCUUUACCUGCCAGGAGACUCUGACAUCAGCAGCUCUGUGGUGGGCCUGAAGCCCAGGCUGAAGGACUAUGACACUGGUGUGGAGUCUGGAGAUGACCUGGAGGAGGAGGACUUCAGUGUUUUGUUUUCUUCCAUUGUGGAUGAGCAGGAGCGCCUGAACUACAAACGGGAGUUUGACCGGGAUCACCAGGAGUACAAGAGCCUGCAGGCUGAGCUGGACAGCAUAAACCAGAAGCUGGUUGACCUGGACAGAGAGCUGGACAGACACCCUGAAGGCAGUCCACAGUUCCUGGAUGCCAUGGAUGAAUACACCAAACUGAAGAACCUCAAGAAAUCCCCAAACUAUGAGAUUAAGAAGAAGAGGUGUAAAUAUCUCAGGUCCAAACUGUCGCACAUCAAGAGGAAGAUCCUUGAAUAUGACUGCCGACCUUGAACCUUCACCUCUGACCCCCUCAUGCAGGGAAAGAGACAAAUCUGUAAUUUCCCACCCCACUGUGUUUGAGUUGAUCAUAAACCUAUAUGGGAUCACUAUAGUGAAAGUCUAUUGCUUUUAUUACAUCUGUAUCAUGCCACCAGGUUUUUUCAUCCAGAAGAGAAGGGGUGAAAGAAAUGUGGAUUUUUUUUAACUAUUGUCUUUGAUCAUUUUUUCAACUUCCUGUGACUUUCAUGAAGAAUUAUUUAGGUGUAUAAAAUGUAUUUUAUUUUGUUUCUCUCCUGAAGGUAGAAAGUCAGAGAUGUGAUAUAAAAUGUUUUUGCUUCAGUAUUGUGAUUCAUUUAUAGUCUUUUAAAAAAACAUGUUUGACAGUUUCUUGUGCAAUGAAGGCACAGGUAAGAUGAGACAAGAUGAGAUUUGCUUGGUAUCGUUAAAUCACUGACCAUCCCUAUUAAAUAACGUUUAUUUUUAGUCUUUAGAAACAAUUUAAAUGGUUCUGUAGUAAACUUUUCUGUACUUUUUUGUGCUGUUUUCUGUAAAUGAUGAAACAUCAGUGUCCUUGUAAUUGUAAGUUCUUAUAGAGACUUUUCUCAAGGUGGAUAUUAAAAGGAAAAGCUCAAGUGUAACUAAUUGAUUAAUGAUGGCUCCAUUCCCUUUAUGUGUGCUAUUAACAUUUGUCCAACAUUUUUCUUUUACAGUAAUGAAUUUCAUUUCUCAUUACUACUCUAUUCAAAAGCAAAUUAACAAUUCUUCAGACCUUGUAUAUUAAUAGCCUAUAUUGACAUGGUGGGAGGAUUUUCCAUUGUUGGAAAUCAUGCCUGUUGAAAUGAUGUAUGUAAUGUAUAUAUUUAGGUGUGCAAUCACAAAAUUAUUUGUAUAAGAUUUUUGGACAAAGCAGGGAUUUAAGCUUUCAAUAAAAAUAAUAGUUAUUGA
This is a messenger RNA of Siniperca chuatsi (mandarin fish), 4373 nucleotides long. RefSeq lists its product as uncharacterized. Gene Ontology annotation, biological process: bicellular tight junction assembly. NCBI's taxonomy places the organism in Eukaryota, Metazoa, Chordata, Actinopteri, Centrarchiformes, Sinipercidae. Gene Ontology annotation, cellular component: bicellular tight junction; apical plasma membrane; cytoplasmic vesicle. The transcript is spliced from 16 exons. The record is from RefSeq and is a predicted model, not a curated record. Bases 168 to 3440 code for a protein of 1090 amino acids.